Cicer arietinum (chickpea) is the source of this 1942-nucleotide messenger RNA. RefSeq names its product putative RING-H2 finger protein ATL21B. Gene Ontology annotation, molecular function: polysaccharide binding. The record is from RefSeq and is a predicted model, not a curated record. NCBI's taxonomy places the organism in Eukaryota, Viridiplantae, Streptophyta, Magnoliopsida, Fabales, Fabaceae.
CGGACCAAAUGAUCAAUACAUCCCAAAAACAGCUGCAAGGUGGCAGUAUGUGUUGUGUACUUGACCUUCAAAUAUACUAAGUAUAAAAAAAGUACAUCAAAAGUGGAAAAUUCUAUUAUCAAUCAAGGUUACAAUAUGAUCAAACAUAUUAUUUCUAGCUUACUUUUUACAAGUAAAUCCAAGGGUCAACAAAACAUAUCAUUAGGUGAAAUGUCGACUUGGAAGACCGAAAAUUUGUGAAAGAAAUUUCUAAAGGCCAAGUGUUUGGUGAUGGAAGCUAGCUUUGAGGUCAUAAGUGACUCGCAAUAACGUUUUUGGUCCAUUCGUAUUUUCUUACGUUAUUGGUCAAUUAUUAUUGUCCCAUAUUUCCAGCCAAGUAAGCUCGCUUUUCUAUUCUAUGAAUUGACUUGUGUCGACAACUUACAUUUAAAUAUUGACUUGUAGUGUUCUAGUUCCAUUUCUACUCUAAUUAAAGAAACCCCCCUUCACUCGUUUUUACACUUCAAUUUUCACUCUUCUCUAUCAAAGUCUUGAAUUAAAAUGGCUUCUUCGACUCUAAUAUACUACUAUGUAUUUUCUUAUGUCUGUAUUUUGCACCUUCAAAGUACUAAAGGGGAACAAACAAUAUGCAACACUUUAUCAUGUGGUGACAUAGAUAUUGAUUUUCCUUUCGGUUUAAAACAAGGAAAUCAAGAUAAGCGAUGUAGCUAUUAUCCCAAUCCAAGCUUCCAACUUUCAUGUGACAACCAAAGCCAAACAAUUCUCCACCUCCCAAAAACACGGGACUUAAUAAUUAAAAACAUCGACUACAAGAACCAAAAAAUUCAAGUCAACGACCCCGAAGGUUGUCUUCCAAAACGAUUUUUAUAUGAUUGGAACCUUAUAGAUUCACCUUUCCAAUUAAACCCCGAAAUUUAUACGAGUAAUAUUUAUAACCUCACUUUCCUUCGUUGCCCCUCAAACAUAACCGAAUCAUCAUCUCACUUGCCAUUACCAAUAAUUUCUUGUCUAAGUGAUAAAGAACAUUCGAACUUGGCUUCGGUUGUACUAGUUUCAUGGGCACCGCCUAUUGAUUCAACAACGUUGUCUAGACCGUACGAUUGUGAGGUGAUAUCAACGGCUCUUGUUCCUCUACCGUGGAUGGGUAUGCCUAUGUGGCCUGAUCUUAAUAGUGAUGUUGAGUUGGUUUGGACCGAGCCCAGGUGUGAGAAUUGUGCAAUUAGUGGCCAAAUUUGUGGGUUUUCUAAGGAUGAAAAAACCCUUCAACUUGAAUGUUUCCAUAAUCCCUCCAAGGAAGGUAUCUCAAGAAGUGCAAAAUAUGGUAUAGCUAUAGGAGUGGGAAUACCAGGACUGUUGUCCCUAAUUGCCUUUUCUUGCUUUAUAUGUGGAAAGUUCAAGAGGACCCAAUUUCAUGUACAGAGGAGCACAAAUCUUCCUACAGCAACAAUAACAUUAGAACCACUCCCUUCUCUUGUAAUGGGCCUUGAUAGGUCCACAAUUGAAAAAUAUCCCAAAACUCUUCUUGGAGAGAGUGGCCGCUUAUUGAAGCCCAAUGACAACACUUGUUCAAUUUGCUUAUCUGAAUAUGAACCUAAAGACACAUUGAGGAGUAUCCCUGACUGCAACCAUUAUUUUCAUGCUGCAUGUAUAGAUGAGUGGCUCAAAAUGAAUGGUACAUGCCCUAUAUGUAGGAAUUCACCGGAGGGGUAUUCUUCCACGCUUCUCCCUUCUUUUUCUUCGUUAUCCUUCUCUUUGUCGCCAUUGUCCUCUUCACGAUAAAUUGGUCCAAAUUCAAGCAAUAUAUUUUAUGUAGAUAUAUAUUUUUUUUUUUUGACAGAGAAUAGUGGUAAAGUAUAUGUAUUAAUACCAUUGUAAACUUUUUUGCUUUUUGUUUAAAGAAAUAAAUGAAGACAGGACACUAUUGUUUGAACAUAUGAAAAAA